Molecule: messenger RNA, 808 nt
Organism: Theobroma cacao (cacao)
Lineage: Eukaryota; Viridiplantae; Streptophyta; Magnoliopsida; Malvales; Malvaceae
Product: protein yippee-like At4g27740
Source: RefSeq, a predicted model, not a curated record
CUAGUAAUGAGUUACUUGCGCAACGGAUGAUGACAAGCCAACCAUUCGUUUUCUCCAUCUUCAGUAUUAUUAAUUUGCUAGAUUACUUGAAUCCGGUCUGCCCUUCUUGUGAUUUAACCAGCCAGAGCCAGGCCGCCGUGAUUGUUUCUUAUCUUCAAAAGCCGAAUUGGGAGCAUCUUUUCAUGUACGUUGAUUUAUCCCAUUUUCAGUUAACUUUUUGGGGUUGCCUUCCACUUUCAGCAGGAGAAAAUGGAGUUUGGUGGAUUGUACAGCUGCAGGAACUGUCUAAACCCCCUUGCCCUCGGCGAUGAUCUUGUUUCUAAAAAUUUCAAGGCAAAAUCAGGGCAAGCUUAUAUGUUCAUUCAUGCAAUGAAUGUUGUUUUGGGGCCAAAGUACGACAAGCACCUCUUAACUGGUCUUCACACUAUUGCAGAUAUUCAUUGCAGCAAGUGUGGGGAAGCAGUGGGCUGGAAAUAUAUUCAAGCCUUUGACUUAAAACAGAGGUACAAAGAAGGCAAGUUCGUUUUGGAAACACUCAAGAUGAUCGAGCAAUACUAGCUCACUAGUAACCCCACCCCCCAUCCUAGAACAGGUAUGGAAAUAAAGCAAUAUCUCAACUUGUGUACUGUAUUUUUACUUUCCUUUAUGAAAAUUGGAAUCUGUGUUGCAAUCUUAUGAGAUUUGCCAUUGAUGCUAUGUGUAUCUCCUUUUCUCCCCUAAAUGGAAGCUCCGGAAAACAACAGGGCUAAUUCUGAUUUCAUUUCUUUGCAUCUUUGAUUCUUGAGUGGAAACGAGUUCAAUUUGAAAG